AUGCGAUUCGCAGAAACGUGGGAUGCAGGCCACCUCUUUCCGCCUCGGGAGUUAGUGCUCACUAGAACUGACAUGGAACAAUUUGAGGCGAUGGGUGACCAGCUUGUUGCUGAAACGCUACAAGCCAGUGAGGACUUUAUCGCUGGUGGACGGUCCGUCGACCUGGAUCGAUGGAAAAACGUAAUGGAAAAAGGAAGCAUGACAGCGUAUCGGUCACGGGCGCGGAAUCAGCGACAUGCACGACGUGGCCGACUGGAAACGGAAGAAGCGGUAGAGUCGUCGUUCGUGCAUCGCCCCAAAUUGUAUUCAGCUGAUAGCUCCUUCAGCGACUUGAUGGGACGUAGUUAUACGCACCUGUCGUGCAAUUCGUCUCAAGACGACGUGUCGUCGCUCGAAAGCUCGGGCUAUCAUGACGAAAGUCGCAUCGACUCGGAGUCGCCGGAGCAAAGUGUACUUGGCAAGUCACGCCCCCCUAAUUUCCCAAUAAUAUUCGGUGGUGGCGUGAUUUCCGGCACAGUGGACGAUGCAGCACUCGGCUUUUUAGCAGAUACAGAGGACCGCAGCAUCAUGCGUGGUGCGGCUAGCAAGGACGUGAACGUGAAAGACAUUCGCGUCUUGGCGCGAAUUCGUGGCCCGACACCGCAAGACCCGUUUCGGUUCUUAGGUAUUAAAUGGAGCUCCUACUCUUCAAGUAAAGCUGGAACGGUAGUGUCGAAGCCAAGGGAUGUCGUGCUGCUUGAGUCCACAGGUAUGACAUUGGACUCAACUGGAGAACAAGUGUGCUAUUUUUUGAAUCAUUCCGUGGAAAUUGAAGAAGUUCCAGAGUUUCGCAAACAAGGACUGGCACGUCUCCGCAUGUCAAGCUGUCGUAUUGUGCGUCCAUACAAUAAUCAAGGCGAGGUGGAGGUUUAUUUUCGAGGAUAUUGCAAUGCUGGUGGCCACUCAAGCAUUGGAGCAUCGACACAAUUCUUUUGUUACAAUUUGCUCGACACUGCACAAGUCGUGGAGGAGUCAUAUCUGAAGAAACUUGCGUGGUGUGUGCAUGCGAAUUCUUAUUACCAGAAUCACCAUAAAGACAAUGAGAAAUACGAAGGAUGCGCCUGCUGCCGUAAGUUACCGAUUAAAGGGUUCAAGAAGCUACUUGAGACUAGCACAAAGUGUUUCUUGUGUCGACGUAAAGUCUGCCGAAAGUGCACUGUGAAAAAGCACUUGCACAUUGACUCAACAAGCAAAAAGAAUCUCGAGUUUUGCUUAACAUGCUACUUGAAGGCAAAGAAAUUAUCGGCUUGGAAUGUUGCCGUGGCUACACUACCAAAAUCAGAUGGAGAUUGA
Messenger RNA from Peronospora belbahrii, 1332 nucleotides. The record is from the annotation of a GenBank genome assembly. NCBI's taxonomy places the organism in Eukaryota, Oomycota, Peronosporomycetes, Peronosporales, Peronosporaceae.